This is a messenger RNA of Rhipicephalus sanguineus (brown dog tick), 1812 nucleotides long. RefSeq names its product myosin-9. NCBI's taxonomy places the organism in Eukaryota, Metazoa, Arthropoda, Arachnida, Ixodida, Ixodidae. The record is from RefSeq and is a predicted model, not a curated record. The transcript is spliced from 11 exons. The coding region runs from base 1 to 1290 and encodes 429 amino acids.
AUGGCCUUGCAGUACCUCGACAGUGUGAACCCACUGGACGACUUCUUUACCGCAGAAGACUCUCCAAUUGGCACUCCUGGGCCGCGCCUUGCCGGAGGAAGUGGCACCGUUGGGUUGCUGCUUAAACACUGCCUGCAAAGGCAAGACGACGACAGCAGCUUUGACGAAGAUGCUUUCCUCGACAACUUGGUGCUCGAAGCUGUUGGCCCCAUACAAGCUGUAGAGGAGAUUGAGAAGAAACUGGCAGAGCAACACCAAGAGGUGCAAAGACUGGCGGCUCUCGUGGAAGCACAGGAAAUGCGCAAGAAGGAGCUGCAGCAAAGCAAACUGAAAAUCCAGUGCUUCGAGAAAUACUUUGAAGAGAUGGCUGCACACUUCGAAGCUAGGAGGGUAGAUGUGGAAAAGAAUGAGAAGAAGCUUGCCACCCUUGGUGCCACGAGAGCAAAGUUGGAGGAGGAGCUGGCCGAUGUGCAGGCAGCAUUACGAGAGCAACACGCACGCCACGAGGACGUGCCCGCACUGAAGCAGCGGCAGCACAGACUCCAGCAGGACCUCUCGUCUGCGCGCUCGCAACUCGAGGCACUUCGGCAACAGCACGAACUCUCCAGUCUGAAGUUGUACAACACUGACGAAAAGCUUCGCGCUGAAAAUGCCCAGCUACAGGCAAGCUUCAAGUCCUCUACCACCUGCCUGCGUCGUGUGCUGCCAAGAAACACUCUUGAUGACUUCGACCUGCGACCAGUGGAGGAUGCCAGAUCUCUUCAGAGGCACAUUGCCUCAAACACAGCAGCUGCCGCUAAGGUGGCCGACCAGCUCGGUCGUAUGGAGAAGGAACUGCAGGGCUGCAUACAACAAGAUCAGGAUCUGUGCGAGCAGUAUACAUUCAAAGUGGAAGACCUGGAGCGAGACCUGCAGCUGAAGCAAGAGCUCAUUGCCAAGCACAAGUCAUACUGGGCAGAGCAAACGGCCGACAUGCGCAAGAACGCUCAUGAUCUGGACAAGGAGUAUGCCGAUAUCUGCAAGGCAACCUCUGACCUUCGGCAGAAGCUAACCACCGAUCCAGAAAUCAAGGCCGCUCAGGAGUCUGAAAAGCACCUGGCUAACCUCCAGAAGCAGCUGGCAGAGACCAUUGCUCGGCAGGAUGAAACCAUUGCUGCCAGUGAUGCCGCCUUACACCAAUGCGCAGAUGCUGCACGUGUCACUUACAGGGAGAUCAUGGACACAAUCAAGGAAACGCACGACAGCUUCGUAGACGCCAUUGAAGAAAACAUGAGACUGAGAAAACAAUGAGAUGUUCUUCUGUAAUUAUUGCUGUUGUCUGUACAUUUGCGUAACUUCAGAUCUCAAUAAACCCCCUAACCAGAGCCGUGCUUGCCCUACCUAUGUACAUACAGAUAUCGCCAAGGGCUAGUCCACGCUGUUUCUAUUCCUUUGCCGUGAACAUGUCUCAAACGUCUCUACUCAUCUAAAACGCCUACUGCAGAGUUUGGACCACUCACAUGUUUGUAUCGUGUACUUUACAUUUGUUCCAUUGUUAGCAUUUCUGCCCUUUGCGGGAUGUUGUGUGUUAUUGAACGUUUUCGUUGAUGAAGUACUGAACACAUGCUCUAUUCUUGUACUCGUAUGACCACGUUGCACGAAAAUCCUCAAAGGUGGAAGUAGUAGAAGAAAUUUUAUCUCCUUGUACAUAGUUUAUGUAGCUGAACUAAGAGUUGCUGUUUUUAUCAUGUUCUAUUUAAAUAGUUUUUGCAGCUGGGUUCCACCACCCUUUCAAAUGACCUUUUUAAAACUGAGUUUUUUAUUCUUAAUAUU